GUUUAUAUUAUCCACUUUUUGUGUUUUAUCCAGUUUUAUUUUAUUUUACAUAUUGUUAUACAUGCGGCACGUUUUAGCGUGCGCUCAACUGCCAACAUUGAAAUACAAGCAACAAUAUUACUUCCUCAUCGAAAUGCACAACAGUUUUGUAUUUUAAAUGCUGCCACUCGAGUGACUCUCCAAAUAGUCCGAAAUGCGCGCGCGUGCCAUCAUUAUCAUUUUUAGCAUCUGCUGCGGCUGCUGCUGCAGCGAUCGAUCCUUGGUUUCUGCUGCUAGGCUGCGACGCCAGGUGGUGCAGCCGGUAUGGCUAAUGCGGCCCGAUUUGCUCCCCUCUGCGCAGGCGGCCAAGGUGAAUGUGACGCCGCAAAAGCUGGAGGAAGUCGCUGCCCUGCGGGCCACCAUUCAAAAGGCGGUCAACGAUGGCACCUACGUGGUGGCCGCCAGUCCACAACAGUUCAUAUCAAGUUUGGGUCAACCCACAAAUCCUCUAGCAGCUGGAGCACAAUUUCCAAUGCCUGUGCUGCCAGCUUUUCCGACUUGGCUGCGACCGGGUAAGCUAGGCAUGCAGUUCGAUAUAUCCGAGAGUCUUCGCGGUUCGUUGCGAUCGUUAGCGAUCGAAGAGACGGGGCAGCUUUAAAAGACGACGCGACUUGAGAAA
This is a messenger RNA of Drosophila arizonae, 658 nucleotides long. RefSeq lists its product as uncharacterized. NCBI's taxonomy places the organism in Eukaryota, Metazoa, Arthropoda, Insecta, Diptera, Drosophilidae. The record is from RefSeq and is a predicted model, not a curated record.